Molecule: messenger RNA, 2550 nt
Organism: Lonchura striata (white-rumped munia)
Lineage: Eukaryota; Metazoa; Chordata; Aves; Passeriformes; Estrildidae
Gene: EIF2S2
Product: eukaryotic translation initiation factor 2 subunit beta
Biological process (GO): formation of translation preinitiation complex; translational initiation
Cellular component (GO): eukaryotic translation initiation factor 2 complex
Molecular function (GO): mRNA binding; translation initiation factor activity; translation initiation factor binding
Source: RefSeq, a predicted model, not a curated record
GGCGCGGCGGGCGCGCGCAGGCGCGGGGCGGGGCGGGCGCGCGGCGCUGAUGCAAGAGCGGAGCUCGGACUGAGCCCGCGGCACCGACCGGCCCCGGCCCCUCCGCUCCCCCGCUCCCCCGGCCCGGCCCGGCCCGGCCCGCCGCAGACAUGUCCGGCGACGAGAUGAUUUUCGAUCCUACUAUGAGCAAGAAGAAGAAGAAAAAGAAGAAGCCCUUCAUGCUGGAUGAGGAAGGAGGAGGAGGAGACCUACAAACAGAGGAGACUCAGCAAUCAGAAACAAAGGAAGUUGAACCAGAGCCAACAGAAGACAAAGAUGUUGAAGCAGAUGAAGAAGACAGCAGGAAGAAAGAUACAACAGAUGACUUGGAUGAUUUAAACUUCUUCAAUCAAAAGAAAAAGAAGAAAAAACCAAAAAAGAUAUUUGAUAUUGAUGAAGCAGAAGAAGGUGUAAAGGAAUUGAAAAUUGAAGGAGAUGUGCCAGAGACAGUAGAACCUGAAGAUGACCUUGAUAUCAUGUUGGGCAAUAAAAAGAAGAAAAAGAAGAAUGUGAAGUUUCCAGAUGAAGAUGAGAUAAUGGAGAAGGAUGAAGCAUUUGAGGAUGAAGAUAGCAAAAAAGAUGAUGGAAUUUCUUUUAGCCUUCAGUCAGGACCUGCGUGGGCAGGCUCAGAAAGAGACUACACAUAUGAUGAGUUGCUCAAUAGAGUUUUUAACAUCAUGCGGGAGAAGAACCCGGACAUGGUGGCUGGAGAGAAGCGGAAAUUUGUCAUGAAGCCCCCGCAGGUUGUGAGAGUAGGGACCAAGAAAACAUCUUUUGUCAACUUCACAGAUAUCUGCAAAUUAUUACAUCGUCAGCCAAAACAUCUCCUGGCAUUUUUGUUGGCAGAAUUGGGUACAAGUGGUUCAAUAGAUGGUAACAACCAACUGGUAAUCAAAGGAAGAUUCCAGCAAAAACAGAUAGAAAAUGUCUUGAGAAGAUAUAUCAAGGAGUACGUCACCUGCCACACGUGCCGCUCCCCCGACACCAUCCUGCAGAAGGACACGCGGCUCUACUUCCUGCAGUGCGAGACCUGCCACUCCCGCUGCUCCGUGGCCAGCAUCAAAACCGGCUUCCAGGCUGUCACAGGCAAGAGAGCACAGCUCCGUGCCAAAGCUAACUAGGUUUGCUAACAACACUGCAGUUGGCAGAGUGUUCUGGGGAGAUGGGACUGGACAGGUUUGCAAUCGGAGUGGAUUUACCAUUGUAUUAAAGCGAGGUUGUAAAAACAACAAGAAAUUUGGCUUUUGAUUGAUUGGUCUGUGAAAUCCUUGCAAGAUGCAGAUCCUCAAGCUGUUCACAUACAUUUGCUCAUUGAAUAUAUUUUACCAACUGUAAGGAGCGUGGUGGGAAAGGAGGUGCUUUUUAAUCCGUUCAAACUUCUGUAAAAGACAAGAUAAAUUAAAGAUACUAUAACAGUGAGUGUCUUGGAUUUGGAUUUUUCCUUCAGCUUCCUCUUCAAACACUGGUGGGAAUGGUUGGUGUGUUGUUCUGCAGAUCAUGUCACUGAGCUAUGUCCAAGACCCAGAAGGAAAUUCUAAGAUAAAGGUUAUUUUGCUUUUACAUAACAGGCUUAUUUUAGUUUUACUGUCAUGAAACAGAGAAACGAGUCACAGAGUCCCAGGCUGACAGGCCAACACGAGCCCUGCUCCUGCUUGUACAGCCACGGAUGCCUUGUGCACAGGUUUAAUUAGGCAAAAAUAGCUCUGAGACAGUUCAGACACCAGAUAGGUGCUGAAUUUUAACACAGACUCAGUAAACCGUACUGUAAGUUUUCAUAGUGUCAUAGUACUAAAUUUUGCAAUUUCUAAUAGAGAGACAUUUAUAUUUCUGAAGUCCUGCACUCUUCAUCACUUUAAAAAGAAUCUAAAUGCAGCAAAAAACAAAAAAGUAAUAGGUCUAAAUGUCAUUGUAUGGUGGCUGCAGCACAGUCUUCUAUAAAUCCUGAAUUUGCAGGAGAUACUGCCAAGUAAUUUGGGUUCCAAAUUAACACUUUUUGCUUCAGGAUCUUCCCAUGCCCUUCCUCUGCUGGCAGUGUCAGUGACCUCGAGGGGACACCUGGUGCUGUCCUCGCUGGGUUUUGUGUAGGAAUUCUUCCAGCUGGGGAUGCAGAUGGGAGUGAAGGUCCCCCCGGGUUGCAGAAGUGGGGACAGUUGUCACUUGGUUACCAAAAUGUCCCAGAUGGAGGAAAAGGUGCAGCAGCUCAGGGCCCUGGGCACCCCCCCUGCGGGUCAGGGGAGCAGCCUCCUCCCCAGGGGAGCUGGUCCUUCUGAAGGCAAUACAGCAAACACCACAACUUGAAGGGUUUCUACUAAGUUUUAACCUUUGUAUGUUAGCACGGAGCACAGUAUUGCUGGGGAGUCACUCACUUGCUAUUUGAAAACUUUGACAGUGCUGUAAGGCGGAAAAUCAAGGUUUUAUGGUUGGUUUCUUAAAAGCAUUUUGAAUUUCAAGUGAGCUAUACCAAUGUUGGAUGUAUCUUAAAGUGAAUAAAGCCAGGAUCAGUGCCUCUUG